CUAUAUAUUAUUUUAUACCUACAGAGUCGCGUGAAACUCCCUACAACACGACAGGCCGGGUGGCAUGAGUACAGUUCCUCUUACGAAGUUGAUGAUAUUCGUAUGCACUUGGCGUUUUCGGCGGACGAUUCCAGUCGAUAUGCUGUUUAUAUCAAUCUGCUGACCAGACAGUUUGAGGAUAUCCGUUUGUUUCUCUGCUGUAACAUACUGACUAGCAUCAAAGCACUGGAAGUUUUGGCGUAUAUAACUGCCCUCCAGCGCGGGAACUAUCGUGAGUUGGACUCAGACUGCUUGGAGUUUACAAAAGCAGCUGCUAAGCUACAAUCUUGGACAAAACUGUUGAGAAAAUUGUAUACUUGGACAGCAUUUUUCUAAACAUCGUAGCCGUACCGGUUCUCCCCUCUCCCCCUUCCCCUGAAAGCAAUGUUGUUGUGUAUUCAAAAGAAAGCCUGAUCCCUGGGAGUUUGUAGGAAGCAACAUUGAAUUGGGGGAAGGAGUUUUCUUUCCGCAAAGGCGUGGUUUUGGAAAUAGUUUUGUUGCGUAGGAAAGUGGACAUGAUGGGGAAAACUUUCUCAAGUAGUUUUGUCCGGGAUUGUAGCUUCACAACAGUUUGUCACAGCAAGGGAGCUUGCUAAAUCCAAAGUCAGCCUCGAAUUGCAGGUGAAAGAGAAUCUAGAUGACCUCACCAUCACUAGUUUUAAAAGUGAAGCGCUCGCUCGCCGCAACCCGUCAUCAAAGUACUCUGCCUUGGUUUCUAUAGUUUCUAUGUUUUCGACUUUAAUCAGCUAUCUUAUACAGAAUUAAUAAUUAAAUUGAUGAAUUCACAGAAUUUUUCCGUAAAUUCACAUUUGUUGACAUUUGUCUUAGUAUGUAAUGAUUUACGUACUAAUUUGUUAUCAAAUCAUGCUGAUGACACUUGAUUGACUGUAGUAAUCAUUGCAUUAUCAUUGUUAUAAAUUGUAACUUUAUGUUAAAGCUUUUGCAAUACUGUAACUAAAUACUUAUAGUCAUGCAAAUAAAGCUUAUGUUGUUGUUGUUGUUGUUGCCGAUGCAGUCUUCCUUGAUUCGAAUGUUUCUCGUCUCGUUAAUUGUCCUGACAUUCUACCAUUUCUUUAUCCGUUAA
Porites lobata is the source of this 1123-nucleotide messenger RNA. The record is from the annotation of a GenBank genome assembly. NCBI's taxonomy places the organism in Eukaryota, Metazoa, Cnidaria, Anthozoa, Scleractinia, Poritidae.